Messenger RNA from Magallana angulata, 3846 nucleotides. Its product is annotated as ER membrane protein complex subunit 1-like. The coding region runs from base 28 to 2979 and encodes 983 amino acids. Gene Ontology annotation, biological process: protein folding in endoplasmic reticulum. The transcript has 25 exons. Lineage: Eukaryota; Metazoa; Mollusca; Bivalvia; Ostreida; Ostreidae. The record is from RefSeq and is a predicted model, not a curated record. Gene Ontology annotation, cellular component: EMC complex. Gene Ontology annotation, molecular function: protein binding.
GGCUUGACAUUUGUUGAAUAUUUACUAAUGAAGAAAUUCGGACGCAGCAUGAUGACCGGGAACAUUCUGUUGCUUCUGGGCGUUUUGCAGACCCUUCCGAUUUCUCAAGCACUGUAUGAGGAUCAAAUAGGGAAAUUUGACUGGCAUCAACAGUAUGUUGGGAAGAUUACAGAUAUGUUCUGGGACCAGUCUUUCAAUGCUGGAAAACGAGUCCUGGUGUCAUCAGAGAGGCAUGUGCUGGCUUCGGUCCACUCCCAUAAUGGCUCCCUUGCUUGGAGAAAAGUGCUUGAGGAUGGGCCCCGAGGGCGGAUUGACAAAACCCUCCACUCAGGAAACUUGUUGGUGACGCUGACGGGGGGUGGCCGUUUUGUGAGGAAAUGGAAUGCUGGGAGUGGACUGGCUGACUGGGAAGUGUCUCUCCCUGGAUCCAAGAGUGGACGGGCGGACCUUGUUCAGUGUGGGCGGGAUCUGCUGGCGGUGAUGAUACAGGAUGCUGUGUAUGGUCUAGACCCCCGGUCAGGCAGACAGAAAUGGUCCGUCGCUCUCCCUCAAAGCUACCAAGUAGUCUACACUCACCUUUUCACAUCGGGAACAAACUUGUUUGUCAUUGGUCAAUCCCUGGGACAGCAAGUUACCAGGGUAACUGUGGAUAUGGAGGGAGUGGUCAGGUCGACCGAAUCAGUGAAAGCACCCUGGCUGUCGGAAAGCACACAAUGUGAGGUGACAAAUGGCGGUGUCCUCAUCUGCUACAGGAGUGAGGACCAGUCUCUACAGACGCUGACCCUCACUGACGGUCAGGUGUUCAAGUCCACCAGCUUACAGAUUUUAGGCUUGGAACCAUCAGAAGAAAUUAGCAUGGAAACAGUGAGGAAGAUGGAGGAGCCCCUUAUUUUCCUACGGACAGCAAAGAAUCAUAUGGCUCUGCUAGAGCUUACAAAAGAUGGAGUCAAACUCAAGAAAGACUUGCCCAGUAUAUGUGCAGCACAAGUUGUGUCCCUUGAUGACAAGUCCAUGCUGUUCACACUGGAGAGAAUACCUGGGGAGCUGAAAAUGAAAGUAUAUGACAUGGAAACAGGAAGUGAAAUGGCAGACCUUUAUCAAACCAUCACUUACCUACCCCAGCAUGGCUAUCCUCAAAGGAUAGAGGUUCUGAUGUUUAAGAAGAGAGACCUGCGUCUUGGCUGUAGGUUUGCCAUACUCUCAGAAGACUACUCCAUGCAGAUGGUGCUGAAAGCAGAGCGAGAUGGCAGCCCUGGAAAAAUCGCAUGGAGACGAGAGGAAGCACUGGCGUACGUGUUGUCUGUAGAAAUGAUCGAUCUCCCUGUGUCCGAAAAUCAGGCCAAGUACGAGGAUGAAUUUGGGUCACACAAGGAUGAUAUUGCCACCAUGUUUAUGAAGAGAUUUAAGACACAGAUUUCCCAGCUUAAGACUUAUAUACAGCAACAGCUUCAGAAACUUCAAGGUCACAGACACCAUCACCAUGACACUGAGGCCAUGGCGGAAAGUGGGUCAGAUGAUGACGACGAGGAUUUAACCAGGGACGAGUUCAACCUCAACAAACUGAUAGUGCUGGUGACAGGGGCAGGGAAAGUUUUUGGUGUUCGAAGCACCAAUGGUCACAUUGAGUGGGAGCACUUUUUCCCAGAGUUAGCCCCCUUUGAUGGAAACAAUCAACAGAAACUGUUGUUGUUUGUACAGAGAACCACGGCCCACUUUCCCAACCCCCCUCAGUGUACUGUGGUAGGAAAACACAAGGGGACAGGCAAUGGUUUCCUGUUCUCGUUUAACCCAAUCAGCGGUGAGCCAGUGGACACGCCCCCCACUGGUCAGGUAUUGAACUACAGGAUCACCCAGACCAGCAUGCUGGGGGAACUAGAUGACCACUUCUUGAGGGGCAUUCUUCUGAUGGACCCCGACAAUCAGAUACAUGUGUUCCCUGGGAAAUGUUUGUCAGUUCUGAAGAAGACCUUUGGGUCACAGUACAUGUUUGUGGCAGACAGAGAGACUGGCUUUAUUAAGGGCUACAGGACAGUCCCAAACCAGGGGAAAUUUUUGAUGGAGAAUGUGUGGACAGUGAACCUUCAGAAGAAGCAGCAAACCAUUACCCAGGUUGUGGGCAAGAGACCGCUAGAACAAGUUCACUCUCAAGGUCGUGUCUUAGGAGACAGAAGUGUACUGUAUAGAUACCUCAAUCCUAAUCUUGUUGUCGUGGUAACAGAGGGAGAAUUCAUUGAGCAGUCUCAAAGAGGUGGCGUGUUUAACACCAUCAACCUUUACCUGCUGGACAGUGUGACCGGUCACAUGGUGUUCCACUGCAGCCACAAGAGAGCAAAAGGUCCAAUCACCGUCGUUCACUCAGAAAACUGGGUUGUGUAUAACUAUUUCAAUCAAAAGUCACGCCGCCUUGAGAUGGCUGUCUUAGAACUUUAUGAAGGAAAAGAGCAGAGUAAUUCUACUGCCUUCUCUUCCUUCUCAUCACCACGGCAACCACUGGUCCUCCGCCAGUCCUACAUAAUGCCACUGUUUAUCUCUACCAUGGCAACCACAGUCACAGAGAAGGGCAUCACCAGUAAACAGAUCAUAUUUGCUUUGAAGCUAGGGGGUUUGCUUGCUCUCCCUAAAGCCUUACUUGACCCCCGACGACCUCUUGUUCCUACCCAGGAGACUAUGGAGGAGGGGACAAUACCUUACAUCCCUGAGCUACCCGUGAAUGCGGAGGCCAUCAUCAACUACAACCAGAGUCUGUACAACGUGCAGGGGAUCCACACCUCACCGGCAGGGCUCGAGUCCACCUCUCUGGUCCUCUCUUAUGGGCUGGAUUUAUACUUCACCAGAGUGCAGCCAUCAAAGAUGUUUGAUGUUUUGAAAGAAGACUUUGAUUAUUUUUUUAUAUCAGCAGUGUUGCUAGGAAUGUUUGUAGUUACCAUAGCAACUCAGAAACUGUCCGCCAGACGAGCGCUCAGUCGGGCAUGGAAGUAAAGAUGCAAUGACUAGUUCCUGAUGUGCAGGAAUACAGAUUCAAAAAAUGGAAAACAACAAAGCAACGUGUUCAGAUGUUGAAAAGUUUUAUCAUCUUGAUGAUGGUUAUUAAUUAGAUUCCCAAUUGAUUUCUUGAAUAAGAAUGAGAGUCAGAGGUUGAAAUCAUUCCAUGUGUGUGUGUGUGUGUGUGUGUUGUUUAGUGUAGAUCAGAUUUGUUCUAGGUGGUCAAUGUAUGGUAUGCUUCUUUCUGUCUUAUUGGAUUUUUGUUCAUCAAUAUUCAGAAUGAGAUUUACUGUGUCAUGUACAAUGGUAUGUAUGGACUUUGGUGUACAUUUACAUUUUAUACAUUGUAUAUAAAAGAUCUCAAAGUGUAGAAGGACAAAAGGUAUAGCGUCCUGUAUACCUUACAUUACAACUCGAAUUGGUGCAUUUAGAGAUAAUGAAAUUUUUGCAUGUAUACAAUUUGAAAAGAACUGAAAUACAUGUAAAGCAAUUUGGCAUAAAAAUCAUAAUAUUUAAGAUGUUAAUAAAGUGAAUGAAAAUGAUUUUUGAUUAAGCCAUGAUUAUUCUCAAAGUUUGGAUGGGUACAUACAAGUUAUAACAAAUAUCACAUUUUUCAAAAAUCAUUACUUCUUGUAUUUCCUUACACAUUCAAAGUACAUUCAUUUUGUACUUUCGUUAACUGCUAUAUGUUUAUCUUUAAAAUCUUACAUUUUUAUGGGAAAAGUUAACUACAUGUUUAUCUAAAUACAUGUACAUUUCGAUGUAUUAUGAUGGUCAUGAAUUACAACCCAAUUUUUACAUUUUCUCCUUUUGUAUAUGUAUCUUACAUAAUUUAAAUAAAAGCCCAUCUUAAAACCUCAUAAA